GAGAAAUCCACACCUGUCGAUUUGGUGACCAAAUACGACCGACAAGUGGAAGAACUUGUCCUGAAGCGGCUGAGGACCGCUGCACCCGAGUUCCGUGUCCUUGCCGAAGAGACGGCCAAUAGCGAGGCAUUGACAGAUGCGCCUACAUGGAUCGUUGAUCCUAUCGACGGCACCACCAACUUUAUCCACCGACAGGCCGAGUGCUGUGUUCUUAUCGGUCUGGCCGUGCAGAAACGGGCGGUGCUUGGUGUUUGCUUCAUCCCGAAGUUGGAUGAGUUGUACACGGCUGUCAGGGGUCGUGGCGCAUACUGCAAUGGACGACGCAUCGUGUCUAGUGGCUGCAAGGACCUUACACGUGCGUUGGUCAAUUUGCACAUGCCUUCAUAUUCCCGCGGGCCCAAAGUGGUGGACCGAAUCUUGGGCAUCAGCCGCGACUUGUUGGCUCAUCCAAUCAGGGCCAUGCACUGCGGUGGCUCUGCGGGAGUUGAUAUGAUGCACGUGGCACGGGGCCGUCUGGACGUGUAUUUCGAGGUGGGCAUCUAUCCGUGGGAUGUUUGUGCUGGUCAAGUCAUCGUGGAAGAAGCUGGUGGCGUUUGCUGUGACACCCUUGGUGGCCCCUUUGACUUGGCCUCUCGCGUUUUGGCUAAGAAGCCAACAGUUGGUGACUUGUUGCUGAUUACACCAGUGGUGGAGAUGCAGAUGGUCAAGGGCACUCUAGGAGUCCCGGAGUCGGGAUUCUUGGCUGCGAGGUUUCUACAGCCCAUGAGGUUCUCCGUGUGGCUGAUUGCCUUCUGCCUCAGCAGAGCGGCACCAGUGCAAGAUGUCCCCUCUCAACCAUGGCCGGAGCCGUGCGUGACCACAGACAUAUCCUGGGUGAGCCCAGCCGCAACAGGAGAGAUGGCUCAGGGAAGGACGCCUUUCCGGUCGCUGUUUGUAUUGGGAGCUGGUCUUCUGCUUCUUUGCCAACAGCUCACCUUCACGGGGACACCAGGCGCAAAGAGGCAGACGGCACUUCGACGAAAUGCCGAGACUGAAAGUGCUGUGAUGACCGAGUCUGAACAGCUGCGGGCGGAGAAGAAGGCGGCGACCCUCGAGGCAAUUGAGCAGGCUGCGCAGCAGGAUGCACCAAUGGGCGAAGACUUGGGCAACUUUUGGGUGAAUCAGCCUGGCCAGCUGUCCUUCGAAGUCCAGUUCAAUCGUGGGGACAAGGUGAAGGACCUGAGGACGGUCAUCGAGAAGGUCACCGGGAUCCCUCCGGAUGCGCAGGAGAUCCGUGCGGGCGGAGACCUCCUCUGGAAAGACGGCGUCUUCCUCGAGGGCUUGGACCUGACCGACAUCUGGGUCAUGGACGACCGGGAUGACUCCCCAGAGCGAGGCGAGUGGAACCCCGAUCCGGAGGAGGACAUGGAUCCUCUCUCCAAUCCUUUGAAGAUUGCCAUUUACCUCUUCAGUGGCAUCAUUGGCAUCUUCUGGGUGACACAGAUCCUCGGCGUCAAUCCGUAUGGCAACUGGCCAGAAGGUCCUCGUGCAAACUGGGCUGAGGUGCCGGAAGAUCUCCGACCGGGUGCCGAGCCCUACCAGCGACCUCAAGCUCUUGAUGUUGACGAGAAGACGCAGAAGCAGCUUCUGGACGAGUGCGAUGCUAACGACGACUCCUGUGGUUUGUCGUUGAGGCAGCUUCGCGGUCAGGGCCUGGAGCAGUUGGAGCUCGAAGACUUUCUGGCCGGUGCAGACUUUGACGAGGAGGAGGCUGUGGAGGUGGCGAAUCAGACCGGUGGGGAAUAUUCGUUCUACGCAUAUCGUGCGAAGAAUGACAAAAACUACGAGGACACGAAUGUCAACAUGGCCAACCUUCCGGGUGUGAUGUGGUAUCUGCACAGCGAGGUUGUUGGACAUUGUCCUCGCAAAUUUGGGAUUGUCCGCAUUCUUCGCUACAAGAUCACCAUGAAGCCGACUCCGGAGCUCGAGCGGACGGGCCAUCCCUUCGCACAUCUCUGCCAUUUUGACAGCGGUGCCUGCACUGGUCCUCAGCAGAGCCUGGAUGAGUACCAGAAGUAUGGAUAUGUUGUCGGCUGUGACCGACCGAAUCACCAACAUGCUGCUUACAGACAGGCCACCUGGUACAGCUUUCCUGGCGAUUGUCCUUCUAAGACCUUCCAGCAAAAAGCCAGCUGCCAGGAGAAGGGGGGACUUUGCAAGCAUGGGGAGCCCUGGUCCAAAACCUGCACCUGGCGACGGGAGUACGCUGGUGAGAUCACCCUGGACGAGCUGACCCACAACUACCACUUCGAAGAGCGCUGCAAGAAGGGCUUCUACGAGUACAACGAAGCACUGGACCGCGGUCAGGGCACAAACUACUGGCACACACGCUCCAGCGAAGCAGUCUGCAACCGCCGGAUGAAGUGGCUGAAAGAAGUGCUCCAUAAGAAAGCUGGCGGCCCACGUCUCCCAGACCCUCCACAGUGCCCGUUCCGGCCUCGGGGCCAGGGCUCUACAAAGUCUGGUCAGUCACUGAUGUUUGUUUCCAGCCGCGGCGCUGGUGCUCUGAGGUUCGGAGACAGGGACCGCAGCUUGGCGCAAACAGGAGGACACAUCAAAUGGGGGGUUUCCUGCUCGAAGAUCCGCCUGAGGCUGACAUGGAGCCAAGAGCUGCACCGUCACCAAGUUUGCUUUAACGGGCUCUGCCCGGUCCCACAAGGUGACAAGGUCUUCCCGGAAACUAGCUGA
Molecule: messenger RNA, 2727 nt
Organism: Symbiodinium necroappetens
Lineage: Eukaryota; Dinophyceae; Suessiales; Symbiodiniaceae
Source: the annotation of a GenBank genome assembly